CUGGAUUAAAGUUCUUGAACUAUUUCAUGCUGAUGUUGGGUAUUCCAGAAAGGUUGAAGAGAUUGAUGACAAAAAUAUUCUAAAAGAUCAAUUGUCCAAACAUCUCAAUGAAAAAUCCAUGCUUCCAAAACCAAUUGAUCUUCUUAAUCCAAAAGCAUUUUAUUUAUUUAAUGAAACUCUAAAUGGAAAAUUAAAAACCCUCACAUCUAAAGGACUUGGUGAACAUAAUGGAGCUGAUAGUCUUACCUUGCAAGAAGUUCUUUCUCGCCCAAGUCUUCAAAAAACCACCCCUGAAGGACUUUUAAGGCACAUAUUUUUUUAUAAUUCUAUAUCGUUAGCACUUUGUGGAGGAGAACAUCAAACUCUACAAAUAAAUAACUUUCUCAAAUGA
Entrophospora candida is the source of this 391-nucleotide messenger RNA. Lineage: Eukaryota; Fungi; Glomeromycota; Glomeromycetes; Entrophosporales; Entrophosporaceae. The record is from the annotation of a GenBank genome assembly.